This is a messenger RNA of Rhinolophus ferrumequinum (greater horseshoe bat), 1882 nucleotides long. It is a transcript of the gene RPUSD2, whose product is annotated as RNA pseudouridine synthase domain containing 2. Gene Ontology annotation, molecular function: pseudouridine synthase activity; RNA binding. The transcript is spliced from 3 exons. NCBI's taxonomy places the organism in Eukaryota, Metazoa, Chordata, Mammalia, Chiroptera, Rhinolophidae. Gene Ontology annotation, biological process: pseudouridine synthesis. Bases 22 to 1680 code for a protein of 552 amino acids. The record is from RefSeq and is a predicted model, not a curated record.
CGGAGCGGUGGCUGCCCGGUUAUGUGUCGCGGCGGCCGCCGGUGGCUCGCGAUUCUCGUGCCGGGGUACUUCAACUUCUCGUGCCUCCGCUUUGCCAGGACUUGGAGUGGCCGUAGGGGCCCGAUGGCGGAAACGCUCUCGACCGGGGCCGACGCAGCGAGCGGGCUGACGGCUCCGGCUCAGCAAAACGGAGACGCGGGCGGCGAAGUGAGGGAUGAGUGGCCCCCAGGGUGCCCAGAGCCGGCGGGCCCAGGAGUGGAGCUGGCCCCUGGGGACGGGAAGCAGACCACAGGGAACCAGGAGCAGGCCCCGGCUGCAGCACUGGGCUCAAGCAAGCGGAAGAAGCGGCGGGGCACAACCGGGGAGCGCGUAGUGCCGCCUCCGAAGAAGCGGCGGGCAGGCGUGAGCUUCGGCGACGAACACUUUGCAGAGACCAGCUACUACUUCGAAGGAGGGCUGCGCAAAGUGCGGCCCUAUUACUUUGACUUCCGGACCUAUUGCAAAGGCCGCUGGGUGGGCCAUAGCUUGAUGCAUGUCUUCAGCACCGAGUUCCGAGCCCAUCCCCUGGCCUACUACGAGGCUGCGGUUCGGGCUGGGCGCCUACGCCUCAACGAGGAGCCAGUACAGGACCUCAGCGUUGUGCUCAAGGACAAUGACUUCUUGCGGAACACAGUGCACAGGCAUGAGCCACCAGUCACAGCAGAGCCUGUCCGCCUGCUGGCUGAGAAUGAAGACAUGGUGGUUGUAGACAAACCUUCUUCCAUUCCUGUCCACCCCUGUGGCCGCUUCCGGCACAAUACAGUCAUCUUCAUCCUGGGCAAGGAGCACCAACUCAAGGAGCUGCACCCAUUGCAUAGGCUUGACCGCCUUACCUCCGGGGUCCUCAUGUUUGCCAAGACAGCAGCUGUCUCGGAGAGAAUUCAUGAGCAGGUUCGGGACCGGCAGCUGGAGAAGGAGUACGUGUGCCGGGUGGAGGGGGAGUUCCCCGCCGAGGACGUAACCUGCAAGGAACCCAUCUUGGUAGUGUCUUACAAGGUAGGGGUGUGUCGUGUGGACGCUCGGGGCAAGCCCUGUGAGACAGUGUUCCAGAGACUGAGCUACAACGGCCAGUCCAGUGUCGUGCGCUGCCGGCCACUCACAGGCCGCACACACCAGAUCCGAGUCCACCUCCAGUUCCUGGGCCACCCCAUCCUCAAUGAUCCCAUCUACAACUCAGUAGCCUGGGGUCCCUCGCGAGGCCGGGGCGGCCACAUUCCCAAGACAGAUGAGGAACUGCUGCGGGACCUUGUGGCAGAGCACCAAGCCAAACAGAGCCUUGAUGUGCUAAAUCUCUGUGAAGGUGACCUGUCCUCGGGACUCACGGCCUCCACAGCUCCCUCCUCAGAGCUGGGCCAGGACCGCCUAGAAGACUUGGCUGCAUCUGCCCCCAAAAUGGAUGGAGUAGCUGAGGCAGCCCCUCAGGAUCUGGACACAAUGACACUGGCAUCAGGGAAUGCAGCGGAAACAGAUGUUGAGAAUCAAGAGAUAGACCCCCUCUGUCCAGAGUGCCGGCUGGUGCGACAGGACCCCUCGCCCAAGGACCUUGUGAUGUUUCUGCAUGCCCUGUGCUAUAAAGGGCCAGGCUUUGAGUACUUUUCACCCAUGCCGACCUGGGCACAGGAUGACUGGCAAGAUGAUUGAAAGCUGUGGUCUGUGGAGGGAUGGCUUCUUGGGUGGGAAGAGGCCGUUGGGGUAGGACUGACCUCAUGGGCUGGUACUCAGGGUUUCUAUAAGGAGUGAGGUCGGGCUCUUAAAGGACUGGUCACACUUGCUACCUCCUUCCUUCCUUUCCCUCCAGCUAGAGUCUGGGGACUUAUUGGUUUGUAAAUGUAUUCCUUUUUCU